UCCGUUAGCUUUCCGAGGACCUUCUUAAAGCGGCGAUCAGAGAAAAAAAAUACUGCUACGACUCAGGAAAGAGAGAACGUGUAGACAAGUAUUUCAGAUUACUCAGAGAUAAUUUUGUCGUAUUAAGACCGUAUAGUUAUUUAAAGUCACCCUAGUGCUGUUCGUUUCUUCCCAUUACUGCAACAACCCAGCCGGUGUACGAUUUGUGGGUGGGCUUUAUCCCAUUCCCCAGCUAGUUGGCUAGCUAGCUAGCUAAGGGGCUAGAUUAGCUAGCUAGCCGACGAACGUCAACUAUAGCUCAACCACUUUCCUACACAGCCGGCAUACCGCUGAAAUCAAUCAACGUGCUAAUUGGAUUGUUGGGACUUUCCAGCUCUCGUCGUCGCCAGAGUCAUCGUUUGCCUGGAAGCUGUUUGUCUGAAUCUGCAAUCUGCCAUGGACGGUGACGCUUGUGUUGAAGAGAAGAUUGGAAGUGGUGAUGCUGUGGAUCAAGUUACAAAACCAGCAACAGCUCUACAUAAAUAUACCAAGGAGGAGCUUCUUUAUAUAAAAGAGCUACCCAUCUCCAAUGAAAGGCCAGAAUGUCUCUCAGAGAAAUACGACAGUGAUGGCGUCUGGGACCCUGAGAAGUGGCGUGCCUCGCUAUAUCCCACCUCAGGACGCAACUCUCCGAUGGACUCUUUUAAAAAGGAUUUUUUGGAGGACAGAGUUCCACUUAAACGAAGAAUCCCAGAUCCGCGUGAACGGCUAAAGGAGGAUGACUUGGACGUCAUAUUGAGCCCACAGCGUCGCAGCUUUGGGGGCGGCUGCCAAGGCAAUGCUGCACCUGCUGUCCACGCCUCCCGACCAAUUAGCCCUCUUGAAAACAAAGAGAAUGAGAGUCUCCGUUUGGGAGGGACCCGUAGAAUUGGAAGCGGCCGCAUCAUUGCUGCCCGAGCCUUUGAGCGAGAAGCCCGCCUUGAGGAGAAGAGGGAACGGGAGCGAGACUUCAAGGAUAAAAGAUUCAGGAGAGACAGAGACUUUGGAGACAAACGUGUGUUUAGUGAAAGGAGAAGGAAUGACUCGUAUGCUGAGGAGGAACCAGAGUGGUUCUCUGCUGGUCCUACAAGCCAGUCUGAGACCAUCGAGCUCAUUGGAUUUGAUGAUAAAAUACUGGAAGAUGACAGACGCAGCAAGUCAAGGCGCUCAAGGAAGAGGACAGAGUCUGUGAAGGAGGUGGUGUGCAAUGGACUUCCAGAAGAGCAAGAAGUGAAUCUGCGCGCUACAGCUGAUCAGGAGGUUCCUCACCCAGAUGUGCUGACAGAGCAGUCAACUGGAGACUUUGACUUCAAUGAAUUUUUUAAUCUGGAGAAGACCAUGCCUGGAUUGGCAUCUAUGAUCGAGGAUGUUUUAGGGGAAGGACCUGUAUCAGCAAGCCGCUUCAGUCAAUGGUUCUCCAGUAACUUGAGCCCUUCGGGCAGCCACUCAAGCAGUCUGAGGUCCACUCCGCACGAGGAGCUGGAAAAACUAGCAGGACUUGAAGGCCUUGGGACAUCCUCAGGUCAAGGUCCCGCUUCAUACUUCACACCCAUUCAAUCGGAGGGCAAAGAGAAGGUGGACAUACUGGAACUGCUGCACAAGGCCAAAAUAGACCUAAAGCCUCUUCUCUCCACCCUUUCUGUCAACAAGGCUCGCCUACGGGAAAGCACUCACUCUGGAGCAGUGCUGUCUCUGGAGGAGGUGGAGGGGGAGAUGAAGGGCCUGAAACUAGGCUCACAACCAAAUGUGCAAAAUGUAGCCCCACCAAAAAGAGGAAAUGGGACACCCUUCAUGGCCGAGCAUUUAGAGGAGGCUUUGACUGGUGGCCCCAGUGUCCGCCCACGCCGGCGUGACACGGACAUGUCCGCUUUUAAUAAACUGGUCAGCAGCAUGAAGGCAAGUGGAACUCUACCAACUCAUCCAAAAUCCAGCUCAAGCAAUCCACCUUCAGACCAGUCAGUGGUGUCCCGAACUGAAGCUAAGAUGCCUCCACAGCAGCCAAAAAACAUAUUCCAGGAGCUCCUUGGAGGGCCGGCUCGUAGUCGUUCACCAACACUACUUGGCAACCUUUUGGGCAACUCUGAAGUUCCAGCGGCUCCCAGCACUCUACAUGGCCUGCUGCACAAGCCUCCGUCCCCACCUCUCUUUCCACAGCGAGCACUCUCACCUGACUACUUCAACAGUCGUUUACAGCAUUCAGCAGUACCCCAAGGCUUAUCUGUUGGUCCUCAGCCCAUGACGCCUGAACAAUUUGCUGAUGUACACCGGUCUGUCAGCCCUGUAUCUGCAGCCCAGCAGCAGAUGAGGGCGCUCUCCAUGCCAGUGAAUCAUGCAGAUCUGGAGGCACUAGCAUUUCAACAGGAUCUUGCACUACAUGCACACCACCAAUACCAGUCUGGCUACAACAGGCUUCCACAGGACACAUGUUUUCGAAAUCGUCCACAGCGACUUAACCGUUCACCUGGCCCAGGUGCCCACCCUGCAGGAAGAAUUUCACCUGGCAAUGCCGUCACCAGUAUGUUGUCUCCAUCAUUUACGCCCACAUCAGUGAUACGCAAAAUGUAUGCGACUAAAGAGAAAAGCAAAGAUGAUCCUUCGGGUCGAUCUGAGAUCAAAGAGGAGGCAGCAGCACAAGAUGGUAUAGAACCUUUUGUUGGCCUUCAGAGGUUCAUAUUUGAAUGUCUGAAUGUUGAAGUUUUUAAACCUUUCAUGACAGAAAACUCCCUUAAUCUACACCUGGAUGCAAUGGAAGGGAAUAAUGCCCAGACUGGUGGAAUGAAGUCCACCUCUCAGAGCUUGGCAAGCAAGGACCAGGAGCGACUCCGACCUCUUUCUGCUGGACAUCAUACAGCUACCACGACACUUCCAGGACCAUCCUCCACUUUCCCUCGACCUAUCUACCCGGUACCACUACUAUCCCAUGUACCAAUGGUGCGCCCUCCUCCCCAGCUCCACCCCAAUGUGGUUCAACAAAUGCUUGCACAGGGAAUUCAACCGCAGCAGCUAGCACCUACACUUGUCCAAGGUAUAUAUCCACAUGACCUUGCACAACUUCAAGGCUUGCCCCCUACUAUGCUUGGCCAACCGAUGUACCCUCUCAGCGCAACAGGAGGGCACCCGCUUCUACCUCCCAGAGCAAAUAGUCAGAUGCAGCUGGCAGUAAUGCAGCAGCAACUUCAGCAGCAGAGACAGAUGCAUCCAAUCAUCUCGGGCUUACAAUCUCAGAGCCAAGGGCCCCAUCGAACUAAUGGUCCCCAGCGGCACGGCAGGAGUCCCCCUCCAGGCCUGUCUAAGUGGUUUGGCUCAGACGUGCUGGAUCAACAACUCCCCUCCAUGCCAGCUAAGGUCAUAAGUGUGGACGAGUUGGAGUUCCGGCCAUAGGAAAAUGAACAGAGGUGGACUGCAAAAUAUAAUUUCACCUUCCCCCAUUUACUCUUCCUGAUCAAUGCAUUUAAAAAAUGUGAACUUUAAUUUGAAAGAUACUGCACACACCUGCACUGUCUUUUUGACUCCAAGCUCUUUAGGAUUAACAGAAAAUGGAAGAUUUGUUCCUUCAGCUAAGUGACUAUUUUGUUGUCCCUCCUUUUUGUAUUAGACUCUAGUAGUAAACUUGGGAGUAAGUUAUGUAUAUUCACAAUUGUACAAAUGAUGGGAACUUAUUUUGGUCCCCCUGUAUAUAGCAAUGCUUUCUUUUUCUAGGUAUAGAGGAGGUGAAAGUAUUGUGCAGUGUAAAUGCUGUAAAGACAGUCACUGUGAGCUUGUAGCACUCUUUCUCCUUGACUUUCAUUUUCCCCUCAAGAACUGCACUGAGAGCUACUGCAAGUGAUGGACGAGGUGAUUAUGCUGUGUACACUUCCCUUGAUCCUGGCUCUGUUCUGUAGAUGUGACGAGCUGGAUCAUUUCGAAACGACUCCGAGACUGCUGGUUGUGCCUUCUGUGUAACUGUUUUGAAUUUCCUUUGAAACUUGGUCCUCUCCCAUCAACCUGCCACAAGAAGAGGCAGGAUCACAAUUUUUGGAGGUGUAGGGGACUUGAUUUUUUGUGCUAUUAAGUUAUAAAGCACAUAUAGACUUAAAUAAAAUUGUGACUAAAUCAUUGGUAUAAA
This is a messenger RNA of Entelurus aequoreus (snake pipefish), 4123 nucleotides long. RefSeq names its product eukaryotic translation initiation factor 4E nuclear import factor 1 (gene eif4enif1). Lineage: Eukaryota; Metazoa; Chordata; Actinopteri; Syngnathiformes; Syngnathidae. Bases 436 to 3399 code for a protein of 987 amino acids. Gene Ontology annotation, molecular function: mRNA binding. The record is from RefSeq and is a predicted model, not a curated record. Gene Ontology annotation, cellular component: nucleus; cytoplasm. Gene Ontology annotation, biological process: negative regulation of translation. The transcript is spliced from 19 exons.